Molecule: messenger RNA, 471 nt
Organism: Dioszegia hungarica
Lineage: Eukaryota; Fungi; Basidiomycota; Tremellomycetes; Tremellales; Bulleribasidiaceae
Exons: 3
Coding region: 1-471 (156 amino acids)
Source: RefSeq, a predicted model, not a curated record
AUGAAGUUCUCCGCCCUCACCCUUCCCCUCGCCGCCUUAUCAGCACUCACUCCAGCCCUCGCCCGGAUCGCCAACUUCUCCUUCCCCUCCACGGCCUACCUCGGCGAGAACCUGCUCGUCAACGUGACGACCGAAAUAUACGUGCAGCAGUGGUCUGACCUCAAUGUCAUGUUCGGGUUCCAGAGCAAGGCGUAUCGGUGUGGGACAUGUGUGGGUCAAGGGGAGUGGUAUGAGAAUCUCUAUGGGAACUCAGACUACACGGGUACGAACGGGACUGAGCUCGCUAGUUACACCAUCAGCGUCCCGGUCGCGCCGUACCUCAACACCAGCCUCGAGUAUGUGCUCGUCGCUGCUGUCCCCUACAUUGCCGGCGCCUCCGGCACUACUGGUAUCAGGUACUUCAACCAGACCAUCACCCUCACUCCCAACUCGAACGAUGGUGGAGCCGUGGAGGAGGAUGACUCGGCAUGA